AGCUGUUUUAAUUGUUGAAUUUAGUUUUAAACAUAAAUUUCGAAGAAAAAACAAUUUAUAAGCUUUAAAUUAAAGCUUUUUUGUUGAAAAGAAAUGCGAGUGGUUUUCUAGUUGUGGGAAAAUAAUGCAAUCUUCAUUUUUGCGUACAAAACCUCGUAUAAAUGUAUUUUUGUUAAAUCAAUUCAAGUGUUUGCCAAGUCCAACUAUCAGCAAUUCAUGUAGUUUUUACUCUCAACAAAUGUUGUCAUCCGCAUCGUCCCCAUCAUCCCCAAACACCAACAACAUGGAAAUACCAGUACAAACUCAAAAACUUUUAAGACUCUCGCGUACCACAGUACCCAAAUUAACGGAUAGUAAGCAUAAGGGUCAAUAUGGCCGAAUUGGAGUUGUCGGUGGUUCUUUAGAAUAUACGGGUGCUCCAUAUUUCGCUGCAAUAUCGGCGCUUAAAGUAGGCGCAGACUUGGCCCAUGUGUUUUGCCAGAAGGAUGCGGCUGUUGUAAUCAAGUCCUAUAGUCCUGAACUAAUUGUUCACCCACUUCUGGAUGCGGAAAAUGCUGUGGAAUUGAUAGCACCCUGGCUGGAACGUUUGCAUGUAAUUGUUAUAGGUCCUGGUUUGGGUCGUUGUCCAAUUAUACAAAAGACUGUUAUAGAACUAAUUAAAGUUUGUUUACAAAUUGAAAAACCCUUGGUUAUAGAUGCCGAUGGUUUGGCUAUUUUAAAUGAUCAUUUAGAUCUUAUUGAAGGUCAGCGUAAUAUUAUUUUAACACCCAAUGCUAUAGAAUUUCGUCGCCUAUUUGGCACAGUAGCUUCCCCGGCCAGUGAGAGUGAUAAAUUUUGUAAAGAACGCAUGACUUCAUUGGGCGAGGGAGUUGUUGUACUGGAAAAAGGUGCCAACGAUCGUAUUCAUAUACCCAAUACCUCGGAAAUUUAUGCCCUGCCACCCGGUGGUUCUGGUAGACGUUGCGGUGGUCAGGGUGAUUUAUUAUGUGGUGCAUUAUCCAUAUUUUUCCACUGGUCUUUGGAGUCGAAUCAAGCAAAUCCCGCAUUUUUGGCCGCUUUUGCUGCCAGUUAUUUAGUAAAGCAAUGUAAUGCCACGGCAUUUCAGAAGCAUGGACGUGGCAUGUUGGCCACCGAUAUGAUUGGCGAACUGCCGUCGGUAUUUGCUCGUAUUUUUGAAUCCCCUGAUGGUCAUGGAUGUUAGCAUUGGUUGAUUGACGGUGAGGUUGAACUUAGCAGCAAUGUCUAGCAUGCAUUUUAUUCAAAAAAAAGCAAUAAUAAUCCCCUUUUGUUUAUAGGUUAGGUUUCCGAAAACAAUAAACUUCCUGUCGAUAAUACGUAUAUACUCUUAUUAAAAUAAAAUUUACAUACACUAUAUAUAUAUUUACUUGUUGCGAUAAUAAUUCAGAAGAGAAAUUACAUACAUAUGUAUUUAAAAUUUUAAUAUUAUAUUUUUAGAAAAUCUAAAUAUUUGAAAUAUUUAUUCUUGAAAUAAUCAUAUUUAUUAAAAAUUAAUAUUUAAAAUUUAUUCGAAUUUAAAUAAAAUUAAAAUAAAGUACUUAGCAAAA
This is a messenger RNA of Calliphora vicina (urban bluebottle blowfly), 1565 nucleotides long. RefSeq names its product NAD(P)HX dehydratase (gene Naxd). Bases 125 to 1201 code for a protein of 358 amino acids. The record is from RefSeq and is a predicted model, not a curated record. Gene Ontology annotation, biological process: metabolite repair. Gene Ontology annotation, molecular function: ATP-dependent NAD(P)H-hydrate dehydratase activity. NCBI's taxonomy places the organism in Eukaryota, Metazoa, Arthropoda, Insecta, Diptera, Calliphoridae. The transcript has 2 exons.